UAAAAGGGGGAAGCACAAAGAAAUAGGCUGCUGUGGUCCGACUUGAUCUUUUCACUCAUUUUUUUAAAAGAGAAAACACCAUUUAAAAUGCAUUCAAAGAGAAAGUCUUGUUGCUAAGUUUGUGCUCAUUUAUUUUGUAAUGGCGGAAUAGAAUUUGGCAUUGAUGUGGAAGUUUUGGGGUGUUUUUUUCCCGUCGCUGUCCGCUAGUAAGCUAGCAAUUUGAGUGAACGCGACGAGUUUGCCUCAGUUCGUUUCGAGACGUAUUUGGAUAACUUAUUUAUAUAUUUCAUUUGUACUGGCACUCCUGGAGGGAUGUAGAUCUAAAUUCUCCACAGCGGAUUUUUCCAUGAAGCGUUGCGGAUUUCAAGGGUAUUUAAGUUUUCCAGUAGAGGAAUUUCUUGGUGACGGAUCUGGCACAGGUAGCUCACCUCUCCAUCCUGUCCUAUGGUAUGUUGACACGUCUUGCGGGGCCAAAGCAGAGGUGUCUGGGCGCUUUGGACAGGGUGUGAAGGAGAGGAGGAAAGCCAAACGAGGGACCAGGGAGGAAGACAUGGGCCAGUGCGUCACCAAGUGUAAGAAUCCGACGUCCUCACUCGGCAGCAAGAGUGGAGACAAGGAGAGUGGCUCCAAGUCUCAUAAGAAAGGCGGCAGUGCAGGCGGCGGGGGCCACAAAGAAGAGCUCAGUGUCACAUGUAGCAAGGCCACCAGCGAGCUGUCCAACGGCACCAAGCCCUCAGAGGUUACAGUGGAGACCCCCAUCAUCCCCACCAUGACCGGGGACCUGGCCAAGGAAACCCUGGACGGAGAAGGCCUGUCCCUGCUGCGUAUGGAGGAGCUGUUCCACUGCUACAAGGACGAGCUGGAGGAUGCCAUCUUGGAGGAGGGCAUGGAGAGGUUUUGUUAUGAUCUGUGCGUCGACCCGGCAGAGUUCCGCGUGCUAGUUCUCGCCUGGAAGUUCCAAGCAGCCACAAUGUGCAAAUUUACAAGGAAGGAGUUCAUUGAGGGCUGCAAAGCCAUCCAGGCAGACAGCAUCGAGGGGAUCUGUUCGCGGUUUUCCUGCAUGUUGCUGGAAGCCCAGGGCGAAGAGAACUUCAAGGACCUUUACCGUUUUACCUUCCAGUUUGGGCUGGACGCUGACGAGGGCCAGCGCUCGCUGCAGCGCGACAUCGCCAUCGCCCUGUGGCGUCUGGUCUUCACACAGGACACGCCGGAGAUCCUGGAGCACUGGCUGGACUUCCUCGCAGAGAACCCCUCGGGCAUCCGCGGCAUCUCCAGAGACACGUGGAACAUGUUCCUCAAUUUCACCCAGACUAUUGGGCCAGACCUCAGCAACUACAGCGAGGACGAGGCCUGGCCCAGCCUCUUUGACACCUUCGUAGAGUGGGAGCUGGAGCGCCGGAGAAAAGAAGAGGAGCGAGCCCUGAUGGCAAAAGGGGAGGAGGGCAGGUGUACUGACACAGAGUGCACUCCCACUACAGACAGACUUGAAACAGAGGGAAGCCGCGGCUCACAGACGUGGGGAGGCCACUGACCAGAAAAACAGGAUGUCCGUAAGGGAGGAAGUCAACUUCACCUAGAAGUGAACUGAGUAUCUGUGAAUCAUUGAAUGAAUAUUAGUAUUACCAUUUCAGCUGUGCAUUUAGCUCCCCUUUUAUGUUGGGAUGGGAUUUCUGCUUUUUUUUUUUGUGCUGUUUUUGAAAGGGCUCUAAAAACUGUUUUAAGCACUUCUAUUUAAGUUAUUGUUUGACUUUUUUUAUUUUUUAUCCUUGUGUUUUUAGGAAUCGGACAUGUGGUCCAUUUUAAUGUACGCCUUCCUGCCAUUACCCAGCAGAGUUAAGCCAUAACCUUUUCCCGCACAAGAUUUGUAUCAGGAAUAAGAUUCUCAUAUAGAAUAAGGGACAUUUUUGGCAGCCUGCAUGCAAAUAAUUUCUUACUGUCAAACAUGAGACGCGACAUAAAUUGUCAGUGAAGUUUACUGGAUUGGUGUAAUUUAGGUAGAUUGUAAGGUCAUAUUUUGCAGUGCCGCGUGGAUUAAUUGGUUUCAUGAGCAUUGCCUCUACAAUUAACACCCAACAUUUACAUUUCACGCAGUGAGGGCAUCUAUUUGCAGAAAGAACACAAAUUCCAUUCACAUUGUUGCAUAUCGUAUUUGAAUGAUCAUUUUAAACCUUCGGUCCACAGGCCCAGCCUCUUCUCUGCACCAAGUGUUAUGAGUGCUACAUGUAGUUUGGUGAAGCAGCUGCUGUGUUUUGUUUUUUUAACCCCCCCAAUCCACCCAUUUGAUGUCAACCCAUUUUCAAGCAGUAUGCAGCUAAAUGAUGUUGGCUUUUUUCAGCUGCACUCAGUCUAACUAAAACUUAACCUGAACCUAAAUCUGCAUUACAUUGAGCACAACUUUGACUGGGCGCAUCACAAAGUUGAUGUUGUCAUAUCCUCAUACUGAUAUACAAGAAAUCAUUUUAAAAGGUGUGUACAUUUCACAAAAUAAUAUUAACUUCUGCUGGUUUUGGUCGUAAUAAAUUGCACAGAAACUAAUGGCAUGCUAACUUGCUGUACUUGGCACAUCGCUGAGAGAUUGGUGAUAAUCUCGUAUUACCAUUUUGACACCUUUUUUUCCAAAUUGUAAAUCAGUAUAGAUUAGAGUGUUUUGGAAUGAGUGUUAAAUUGACCUGCUGGUUAAUCAAGACUGUGAGAAGAGUAACAGGGUGGCCAUCACCUUAUUUCUUAGGUUUACAUCUACUAUGGUUUUAUUUCACCCCCUUUCGUUUUUUUUAUAUGAAAUGUACUGAUUUAUAAUAAAUAAAAAAGUAUUGAAGUUUUGAC
Menidia menidia (Atlantic silverside) is the source of this 2823-nucleotide messenger RNA. NCBI's taxonomy places the organism in Eukaryota, Metazoa, Chordata, Actinopteri, Atheriniformes, Atherinopsidae. The record is from the annotation of a GenBank genome assembly.